Penicillium canescens is the source of this 1104-nucleotide messenger RNA. RefSeq lists its product as uncharacterized. NCBI's taxonomy places the organism in Eukaryota, Fungi, Ascomycota, Eurotiomycetes, Eurotiales, Aspergillaceae. The transcript is spliced from 3 exons. The coding region runs from base 27 to 929 and encodes 300 amino acids. The record is from RefSeq and is a predicted model, not a curated record.
UCUACAUCUACACUUACAUCUACACAAUGUCUCUCGCCAAGAAUAUCCUCCUCUUCGGAGCCACUGGAACUAUCGGCUCAUUCAUCCUUGACGCCAUCCUCCCUGUACGCGCCCAAUUCAACCGCGUCGCAAUCUUCACUUCCCCGCAUACAGCCGAAACCAAAGCCGCGCACCUGGAGAAGUUGAAGGAGCAGAACGUCGAGGUUAUCAUCGGUAGCGUAGAAGACGAGGAAGCUAUCAAGGCCGCGUACGAAGGAAUCGACACCAUAAUCUCAGCCCUAGGCCGCAACACCCUAGCCCAACAAAUCCCUCUAAUCCGCCUCGCAGCCGCCAGCCCAAGCGUGAAAUGGUUCCUGCCCUCAGAGUACGGCACAGAUAUCAAAUACGGGCCCGCAUCCGCGUACGAGAAGCCGCACCAGCAGAAACUGAAGGUGCGCGCGUAUAUCGAGAAUGAGGUUUCGCGGGAUGAUCUGUCAUACUCGUAUGUUGUUACCGGUCCGUUUGCGGAGAUGUAUCUGAAUCUUGUGCCUGGGCUUGAGGAGGCGGGGGUUGGGAUGUCCGACGCCGGAAGGCGUGUCGGGACCCUCGUUUUGAAUACCCUACUCCACGCCACAGCCGAGACACGUAACUCUGCUCUAUGUGUGAAUUCCUUUACGACGACUCCGGAUAAGAUCCAAGCCGAGUUUGAGCGGCAGACUGGGCAGAGGUGGGAGUCUGUUUCUCGGACUUCGUUGGCGCGACUGCGCGAAUUGGAGACGCAAGCUUGGAAGGCUGGGAAUCCGGCUGCUACUGUUUUGACGCUGCGGCGGAUCUGGACUGAGGGCGGGACGCUGUAUGCAGAGCGGGAUAACAGGGCAAUUGGGGAGCCUCGGGUUAUGGGGUUGGAGGAGGUGGUUGCGAAUGAGAUUGCGCGGGUAUCGAAGCUGUAGAUCUAAUAUAUGCAUAUACAUAGAAAAGACUACAAAUGGAUUAUGAAGUGUUGCAGUGUCUCCGACGUCUGAAGCUCAUGGCAUUCAUAGGUACGAGACAGGAAUUAACGAAACGUUUCAGGAUUUGGGUAACAAGUCAGAUUUCACGUGAUUGGGGGAAUGAUUGGGGGAAGAU